Messenger RNA from Eruca vesicaria subsp. sativa (arugula), 873 nucleotides. The record is from the annotation of a GenBank genome assembly. Lineage: Eukaryota; Viridiplantae; Streptophyta; Magnoliopsida; Brassicales; Brassicaceae.
AUGUUCAUUGCUAUACCAUCAUUUGCUCUCUUAUACUCAAUGGACGAGGUAGUAGUAGAUCCAGCCAUUACUAUCAAAGCUAUUGGACAUCAAUGGUAUUGGACUUAUGAGUAUUCUGACUAUAACAGUUCCGAUGAGCAGUCACUCACUUUUGACAGUUAUAUGAUUCCAGAAGAAGAUCUAGAAUUGGGUCAAUCACGUUUAUUAGAAGUGGACAAUAGAGUGGUUGUACCAGCCAAAACUCAUCUACGUAUUAUUGUAACAUCUGCUGAUGUACCUCAUAGUUGGGCUGUACCUUCCUCAGGUGUCAAAUGUGAUGCUGUACCUGGUCGUUUAAAUCAAAUCUCUAUUUUGGUACAACGAGAAGGAGUUUACUAUGGUCAGUGCAGUGAGAUUUGUGGAACUAAUCAUGCCUUUACGCGUGCGCCCGGAAACAUAGGCCGACUGUUGAGCCCACUCUGGCUCAGCCGCACCACCCGGGGGUGCGAGCCACCCGAGAAGCAAGCUAUUACAGCGAGCGGCUGGAGCUGUAGGGAGCCGAGGAGCAAGGCAGUAGAUAAGAUAGAAGAAGGGGCCAGGCACCCGGUGGAGCAGAGGGGACGCUUGCUGCUCGCUUUCUCGCUUCCGAGAGGUGCUUUAGCAACUCGACUGAAAGGAGAGGGCCGAAGGCGCCUGACUUACGGUUUCAAAGCCUGGCGCGAAGCGAAGGGAUUGGAUUUCACCUAUGAUCAGAUUAGUGGGCAACCAUUGUUGACUUUUUUCGUGGUGUUGUUGACGUUGUUGAAAGCUAAUUUCGAAGUAGGCCUUGCUUUUCUCCGCUGGGAGCAGCUCACACUAUGGUGGAGGAGGUGCCGUGAAGAUCUAGGAGUGUGA